AUGGCUUCCGCAGCUUCGCUGUCAGCAUUUACGGACUUCUUGGAGGACCAAAGUGACGAGGACAACGAAUCUCUUGCCUCUCUCGAAACAGACGACGGCCAGAUACACGCUCCUGAAAAGAUUCUUGCGCAAUUCCCUGUGAAGAUCCCUUCGCCCUCCGAGGCCCUCGCCGGCGUGCCCAGUUUGAUCUGGUAUCUAGUCAAGUGGCAGGAUUGCUCAACUUUGCGAUCAAGUUGGGAACUCAGAGAGCUAUUCCUUGUGUAUCCCGAGGUUCUGGAUUCCUGGCAGGCUGAAUUACAAAGACAGGCCGAAGGUAAAUCAGUGCCGUUCGAUAUACACGCCUUCGACAAAGCUGUGGCCGAAGCCGAGGAAGCAGAGCGACAGAGGCGAAUACUGCGAAGACUGAAGCGAAAAAUGGUUCUCCCAUCCGCGCGUCGCCUUCUGGGCCUCAUAUUUCUCAGCCUACCCAUAGUAGCGAGAGCAAUUUCCUCGCCACCCUCAGAAUCUCCCAAAGCAGGCUCAGAUUUGAUAUGUUCAACUUCCGAUCCAACAGACUGUUAUCCACAUAUUUUCCAGCCGACGAAGGACUUUCAACCCGUAAGAGAAGGCCAGGAUCUACCACCGGGUCUACACGUACGGAUGAACAUAUGGUCCGGGGAGAAAGAGGCGCGGCUGAAUAUACCUAUGGAGGGCGAGGAGGGCGCAAUCGAUGGAGUCCUAGAAAUACCAACAGAUCAACUACCAACCACCGAGCAGUCUAUAGUCGUGAUCCCGCAACCUGAUGAGUCAGAACAAAAACCACACAUUCCUAAAGACGCACCCGCUUACGAAGCCGCGGGCAAGAUCCUCCCUCCUCCCCCAGCCAGUGACGAGUUCACCACCUUUCAAAAAGCCAUGGCUACAAUCCAGUUGGAAGGCCAAGCUUUCGAUUCAGCACUCGACGAUCUCCGCGAGCUAUCUCACGAUAUCUUUUACGGUCUCGAAAUCGUCAAAGACGGGCCGGUCCUCGAGCGACUGGUCUGUCUGACCCUUGGCUACGGAACUGGACAGACCUCAGCCAAGGCGAGCAGUAGAGAACACAAAGCAGCUAACAUCCUGGCCUCUUCCAUCCAGAACAACCCCACUGCCUUGAAGGAAGUCGCCGGGUAUAGCAAAAUGAUCGUCUACCCCUCCUGCGGCCAAGUUGAGCAUAUCAAGUCCGAAAUGGGAGCCGAUGCAGCUCCGCCAAAUUUCGUUUCCAUGCUUCACAACCGCCUCGGCCGCGAGAACGAUGCUGGGGCUUUGAAGGCGAAAGUCUCAGCUAUCAGCGGGCUCCUCAAGGACCCUAGUAUCAGAGACUCUUUCAUCGUGAAGCGCGGCAUGGAUCUCCUGCUCACUAUUUUCCUGAAGAAGGGCGAGGAGUUUGAUGGUGUGCGGGUGAAGGUGGCACAGCUCGUGAUGGACAACUUUCUUGACGAGGGUAUGGGCGCUCAAUUGGGCGUCUGGCCGAAAGGCAACGUGGCGGAGGCGAAGGUGUGUGAGAGUACAGAGCGCAUGUUGGAUGAUGGAUGCUGGGAGCAUCAUGUGAGCGCUCAUGAGAAGCAGGUUUGGGGACGGGAAUUCCUGGAGGCGCUGAAGGGUGGGAGGGCCAGAGCUGGUGGUAGCAAGGCGAGCAAGGGGGAGUUGUGA
Messenger RNA from Drepanopeziza brunnea f. sp. 'multigermtubi' MB_m1, 1668 nucleotides. RefSeq lists its product as uncharacterized. The record is from RefSeq and is a predicted model, not a curated record. NCBI's taxonomy places the organism in Eukaryota, Fungi, Ascomycota, Leotiomycetes, Helotiales, Drepanopezizaceae. Gene Ontology annotation, molecular function: adenyl-nucleotide exchange factor activity. Gene Ontology annotation, cellular component: endoplasmic reticulum.